Ricinus communis (castor bean) is the source of this 2747-nucleotide messenger RNA. RefSeq names its product probable protein phosphatase 2C 4. The transcript is spliced from 4 exons. Lineage: Eukaryota; Viridiplantae; Streptophyta; Magnoliopsida; Malpighiales; Euphorbiaceae. Gene Ontology annotation, molecular function: protein serine/threonine phosphatase activity. Gene Ontology annotation, biological process: protein dephosphorylation. The record is from RefSeq and is a predicted model, not a curated record. The coding region runs from base 243 to 2441 and encodes 732 amino acids.
GUACAUUUACCAUUUCCAAUUUCAAACACCACAGCCUCCCAAAGUCAACCCUUCUUUCUCUCUCUACUUAACUUCGUCUUCUUCUUCUUUGCUUUCUCUUCUCUAUCCAUCUCUUUUUGCAAUGAAACACCACUGAGAGUGAUUUCAUUUCUGAAUAAAAUUAAAAUAAAAAGUUAAUAUCUUUUUUCACUUCUCUUUGUUGCUGUAUAAAGGCUCAAUUUUUAGUGCUUUGUUUUCUUAAAAUGGGUAAUAAACUCACGGUGUGUUUCACCGGAGAAUCUCGCCGGAGACAAGAUAUAUCUGUUUUCAUCUCAGACCCACUCGACGAAGGUCUCGGUCACUCUUUCUGCUAUGUCAGACCCGACCCUAUAACCCGAAUAUCCUCCUCUAAAGUUCACUCAGAAGAAACCACGACUUUCCGCUCAAUAUCCGGUGCUUCAGUUAGUGCCAACACAUCAACGCCACUGUCCACGGCGUUUAUAGAUCCUUAUGUUUAUAAUACUAUUGAUAGAGCCGCUGCUUUUGAAAGCUCUAAUUCUUUUGCUUCAAUUCCUCUGCAACCAAUACCAAGAAAUUUAAUCGGGUCAACAAAUUCGGGUCCUUUCCAUAUGGGUUCGGGUAUGGUUACGAUUCCGGGUUCGGGUCCUCUGGAGAGAGGGUUCAUGUCAGGUCCCAUUGAGAGAGGGUUCAUGUCAGGUCCUCUGGAUCAUGGGUUGUUCUCAGCUCCACUUGAAAAGAGUAGCUAUUGCGAUAACCAAUUUCAAAGAAGUUACUCUCAUGGUGGUUUUGCUUUUAGACACAGAUCAGCAAAGAGAUCACUGAUUCAAGUAUUACAAAGAGCAAUAUCUAAAACAUUGUCUCGUGGUCAAAACUCUGUUGUAGCUCCUAUUAAAGGCGGUGUUGUUAAUCAUAUUAAAGAUCAAGAUUGGAUUUUUAAUCACGAAAAGCAGCAUCAUAAUGAGAAUUUGACUGUGAAUAGUAGUGUUAACUUGAGUAGUGAAGGUAGUUCAUUACUUGAGGAUGAUGAUUCUUUGGAGUUUCAUCAGAAUCUUCAAUGGGCUCAAGGUAAAGCAGGUGAAGAUCGUGUACACGUUGUUGUAUCAGAAGAACAUGGAUGGGUUUUUGUUGGGAUUUAUGAUGGAUUCAGUGGUCCUGAUGCUCCUGAUUUUCUUUCUGCUAAUCUUUACUCUGCUGUUCAUAAAGAGCUUAAAGGUUUGUUAUGGGAUGAUAAGUUUGAGUCUACUAAAAUCUCCGCACCUGCUUCCUCUCCUGUAAGAUCAGAAGGUACUGAUUCAAUUGAAAAUUCCGUAUUACAAAGUAGUGAAGUAGAUAGGAGUUGUGGAAAUGAUGAAUGUAUGCAGUGUUUGGAUCAAGAGAAUCAUCCAUGUUUAAGCCAAGGUGUGAGUUCUGAUUCUGAUUCGAGGAGAAAAAGAAGUAGGAACUCCAGAGGGCGGUAUAGAGGUGCCGCGAAGAAAUGGGAGGAGUAUCAAAUGAGAUGGAAGUGCGAAUGGGAUAGAGAAAGAUUAGAGCUUGAUAGAAGAUUAAAAGAGCAAUUGAAUCGAUCUGGAUCGGGUAAUGGAGCUAUAAAUCAUGCAGAUGUUUUAAAGGCUUUGUCUUUGGCUUUAAAGAAAACAGAGGAGUCAUAUUUAGACAUUACGGAUAAGAUGCUAAUGGAGAAUCCGGAGUUGGCUCUGAUGGGUUCUUGUGUUCUUGUUAUGCUGAUGAAGGGAGAAGACGUGUAUGUCAUGAACGUGGGUGAUAGUCGAGCAGUAUUAGGCCAAAAGGCAGAGCCUGAUUAUGGGUUAGGGAAGAGUAGACAGGAUUUGGAGAGGAUAAAUGAGGAAACAUUGCAUGAUCUUGAAUCUUAUGAAUGUGAAAGAUCGGGUUCAAUACCCAGUUUGAGUGCCUGUCAGCUUACUGUUGAUCAUAGCACCAAUGUGGAAGAGGAAGUUCAAAGAAUAAAAAAGGAACAUCCGGAUGAUGCUUGUGCAUUGCUGAAUGACCGUGUGAAAGGAUCAUUGAAAGUCACUAGGGCUUUCGGUGCUGGCUUUCUUAAGCAGCCUAAAUGGAACAAUGCUCUCCUAGAGAUGUUCAGAAUCGACUACGUUGGCAAUUCCUCCUACAUAAAUUGUCUACCAUAUCUCCGCCACCAUAGACUAGGCCCCAAAGACAGGUUUCUGAUACUUUCCUCUGAUGGACUUUAUCAAUACCUAACAAAUGAAGAGGCUGUCAAUGAAGUUGAGCUUUUCAUCACAUUACAACCUGAAGGAGAUCCAGCACAGCAUCUGGUUGAGGAAGUGUUGUUCCGUGCAGCUAAGAAAGCAGGAAUGGAUUUCCAUGAGUUGCUCGAAAUACCACAGGGCGACCGACGGCGAUACCAUGACGAUAUUUCCAUAAUUGUUAUUUCAUUAGAGGGAAGGAUUUGGAGAUCAUGUGUAUAAGUAGAAAAACUACAGAUAGAAGAUACAGAAAAAAAAAAAAAAAAGAAAUUUUCUGGCAAUUCUUUUUUUGCCAUCCUAUAUCUCUUUAUUUCUUUUUUCCCUUUUCCUGGUCACUUCUGUAAUAGCAAUUAAGCUCUAGGAAAUUGAGUAUCUUAAGAACUUAGUUGCGAAAUGUAGUGGGUGGGGGAGGGAGUGUAAAGUUGUAAAAGCAAGGUUCUUGUUGAGUAUAAACUGUCAUAUAGAAAAAAAAACAUUUGUAGUGUUCUACUAAUAAAUGGUAUCCUUUUGAAAAGGGUUUUUGUUCCA